AUGGCCUCUCCUCUCUCUCUCUCCAAUUCCACCAUCACAGCUGCAGCACCAUGCGACUCCGACUGCAGCGACUCCUUUAAAGACAACCCGCGACUAACCGUAACCUCACCCCCUUCCCCAACCAGGCGCCGGGGCCAAUCCACCCGCUUCUCAGAGCCGGAUAUCCGCUCCUGCCUUCCCCACCAUCUCACAGAUGUCGCUACCCCUGCUGUCAUGGACGAGCGAACAAGCCUACUAGGCGCCAGCGACGACGGCAACAGGGCAUACACAAGUAUCCCCAACACAAACAUCCUGCCCACAUGCAGUCCCCGCUCGCCCAAUUUCCACAGACACCACAGCACGACUGGCAGCCUGCGCAUACCCAGGAACCACAGCCGCGCCAACUCGCAGGCUGUCAAGUUGGGCGGUGGGCAGCCUGCUGAGUGGUCGCGGACGGACACAGGCGCACGCGGCGGAGGGGUCUACUCGUACAAAGCGUCCAAGCAUGGUAGUGGUGGUGAUGGCGCAUCAUUUUUGGAUGAUAGAGUCUGGUAUGACCAGUUUACGUCUACGGACUGGGUACACGAUAGCAUUGCGGAUGGCAUACGGCUGCGAAACUUGCGGAGCCGCAGGGAUAUUCGCGGGCGGAUACUGGCGUGGUUGGAUGGGGCGCAGGGGUGGAUUCUUGUCGCGGUGAUUGGGAUAAUAACGGCGUGCGUGGCGUAUUUUGUCGAUGUUACAGAGACUGCGAUGUUUGAUGUUAAGGAGGGUUUUUGUGUGGGGAACUGGUUCUUCAGCAAGAAGCGGUGUUGUCUGGUGGAAGGGUCGGAGGAGCGAGAGUGUGAGGCGUGGCUGUCGUGGGCGGAGAUAUUGAAUGGAGCGUCUUCGUCGUCGAUUGAUAGGCAGUGGGUUGAUUUUAUAGCUUUUGUCUUUUGGGCUGUGCUGCUUGCUGCGCUUGCUUGUGUGCUCACGAUGCUUACGAAGACGGUUGUGCCAUCGUCUGUUUCGUUGUCGACGUUGGAUGAAGAUCUGGGUGCGCAGGUUAACGAUACGCCUAGCAAGUCACCAAUUACGGAUCGGAAAAGUGGUAGUUCUUCUGGCCAGUCGCCGCCGAGGAAGGACGUUGCUCCGCCUAUGGUUUACUUCUCUGCUGCUGGAAGUGGGGUUGCAGAAGUGAAAGUGAUUCUUAGUGGGUUCGUGCUUCAUGGAUAUCUUGGUUUUAAAACGCUGGUCGUUAAGACGUUGGCACUGGUUUUGGCUGUUGCGUCGGGAUUGAGUGUUGGAAAGGAAGGGCCUUAUGUUCAUAUCGCAGCUUGCAUUGGAAAUAUCUCCUGUCGUAUUUUUUCAAAGUAUCACUACAAUGAUGGCAAACGACGGGAGGUGCUGAGUGCUAGUGCUGCCGGCGGUGUUGGUGUUGCCUUCGGCGCUCCUAUUGGAGGUGUCUUGUUCAGUCUGGAAGAAGUCAGCUAUUAUUUCCCCCCCAAAACCCUCUUUCGAACAUUCUUCUGCUGCAUUGCCGCCGCGCUCUCCCUGAAAUUCUUGAAUCCAUAUGGCACCGGUAAAAUCGUCUUAUUUGAAGUUCGCUACGAGUCAGACUGGCAGGUCUUCGAGCUUCUCAUAUUUACCCUCCUAGGAGUUCUUGGAGGUGCUGCAGGUGCUCUGUUCAUUAAAGCCUCGAAAAUCUGGGCCCAGUCAUUUCGUCGAAUCCCAGUAAUCAAGCGCUGGCCACUAUUGGAGGUCGUCCUGGUCUCCCUGAUAACGGGUCUAGUUAGCUUCUGGAAUCGCUAUACGAAGUUACCCGUCUCUGAGCUUCUCUUUGAGCUAGCCAGUCCGUGCGGCUCAUCCCAGUCGAGAACUGGCCUAUGCCCUCCAGCUGACCAGAUCCCCGAAGUGAUCCGCUACCUCGUCGUUGCCUUCGUCAUCAAGAGUCUCCUAACCAUUGUAACAUUCGGCAUCAAAGUGCCCGCGGGAAUCUACGUACCGUCAAUGGUCGUUGGCGGUCUUCUGGGCAGAAUCGUCGGCCACAUUGCACAGUACUUCGUCGUCCAUUUCCCGGACUCUUUCCUCUUUGGAAGCUGCCCCAGUUCCCCUGAUGCCUUCUCCUGCGUAAAUCCAGGUGUCUACGCCCUUAUCGCCGCUGGCUCAACAAUGUGCGGCGUCACACGCCUCUCCGUCACGCUGGUCGUAAUCCUGUUCGAAUUGACAGGCAGUCUCGACCACGUCCUUCCCUUUUCCCUUGCAAUCCUCUGCGCCAAAUGGACCGCGGACGCAAUGGAACCGCUAAGCAUCUAUGAUCUCCUCACGGAUAUGAACUCCUACCCAUUCCUAGAUAACAAACUCCACCCCACCUCCGACAUCGAACUCGUCGAAAUCGUUCCGCGCGUCCGCAAAAACCGCGUAAUCGACAUCUCCAACUCCCCCUUGGUCCCCGCCACAGAAUUGCGCGAGAAACUCGACGUCCUCCUCAUGGCUGGCGAGCUGGACGGUGGUCUACCCAUACUCCGCAAAAAUAUCCUAGUCGGCCUAAUCCCGGCUCCAGAACUUGGAUUCGCUCUCGAUAGGCUUGAAAAUGAAAAGGAGGCGAUGUGUCUGAUGUGUAUUGAUGCGUCGUAUGGCGGGUGGGCUGGUUCGGAUGUACAGGACGAGCAUUCGAACGGGCUAGCGGAUUUUACGCCGUAUAUUGAUCCGGCGCCUGUCUCAUUGGAUAUCCACUCGCCUAUCAGCCUUGUGUAUCAAUGCUUUGUCAAGUUGGGACUACGGUACAUGUGCGUCCUGCGCGACGGACAGUUUGCUGGGCUGGUGCAUAAGAAGUCCUUUGUGAAGUUUAUGAAAGAGCAAGAAAAGAUUCGCAAAUGA
This is a messenger RNA of Paracoccidioides lutzii Pb01, 2835 nucleotides long. Its product is annotated as voltage-gated chloride channel (ClcA). Gene Ontology annotation, cellular component: membrane; Golgi apparatus; early endosome. The transcript is spliced from 5 exons. Gene Ontology annotation, molecular function: voltage-gated chloride channel activity. Gene Ontology annotation, biological process: transmembrane transport; chloride transport. The record is from RefSeq and is a predicted model, not a curated record. The coding region runs from base 1 to 2835 and encodes 944 amino acids.